Psylliodes chrysocephalus is the source of this 4363-nucleotide messenger RNA. Lineage: Eukaryota; Metazoa; Arthropoda; Insecta; Coleoptera; Chrysomelidae. The record is from the annotation of a GenBank genome assembly.
AGUGUAAACUCAACUUUAAGACAGAACAGUCGGUAAAACAGGAAGUUUCUUACAUAAAAAUACUUUUAUUGAACUGUCAAUAUUUUUGACAACUACAAAAUCAAAAAAAAUAAUAUCUACCUACAUGUUAUCAAAAUUUUAGUGAUACACCCACAUAAAAUGUUCAUAUCUUAAUUAGUAUAAAAAUUCGUGAAAUGUCCAAUAAACUAGUUAAGAAUGUCUACUGAUAGUGACUCUGACGAAUUUUACGAUGCAGAAGAUAAUUCACCUAGUAGUGCAAGGAAAAGUAAGAAGGUUUCGAAAGAGACUUUAUCUAAGAGAGCUUGUUCUGAACCCAACAUAUUAGGCUUGAAUGAGGUGGAUGAAGCAGCUGAUGAUUUAAAGCAAUUAACUGAAAACAGAAUUAAGGAAGUAUCCAUUGGCGGUAGAAAGAAAUUUAAGGAGCUUCGUCAAAAGCUUCAACAUGAUGAUGAAGACUAUCAAGCUGGAAACAUUACACCUCCAAAUAGUCAAAAUUCAUCAGUCGAGGGAGUUUUUGCAGGGACCAGUAGAACUACCCAUCCAUUUCGUAUUAUAGAACAAGAUACUAUUAGUUUACAGAGUUUAAAUUCUUUAGGUAGAGUCGGAAGAAUAUUAGGAGGUGUUUCAGAGACAGGAGCUUUAUCAGAAACAGGAAAGAAAGCUACUUCAGGUUCAGCGUUAUCUACAAGUUCAUUGGAUUCAGAAUCAACACAGAGUUCCAAUAAACAAUAUUCCCAAUAUCCUAGUACAUUGACACUAUCUCCAGGUAUACCACAAACGAGUUCUUCUGAAAAAGCAUGUCUUCCACUGCAGGAACCCGACGUCAUUGCUAGCACAAAAUCGUCCUCACAAAAAAAUAGUUUUGAUUCAACACAUUCUCACGCUGCCACCAAUUUAGAUGCACCUAUUGCUCCACCCAGGCGCAAAAAGAAAAAUAAAGAUUCUGCGACAUCUCUGGCACUCACAAAAUCUGCUUCUAGCACUAAUUUCAAGUCUUCUGAACUAGCUAGCCCCGCUACUACUAUAGAAUCACUAACUAGGGAAUUUGAACAUUCUUUAGACCGUUUACCGUCAGUCAAAUCAACCAAAUCCGACAAAUGUGGCGGAGCCGAAUCACAAAGUUCAACAUUACGCUCAGGCCAUUCUUUAGACAUCAGACAAGCGCUGAAAGGACAGUUUGUCGUUAGACCACAUGAUAAUGAUAGUCUGAAAGCACAACCAGCUUCCAAAGGAGAAUUAGAGAGCGACAGUAUGGACAAGUUAAGCGUAUCAACUGAGAAAACUGCUACCACCAGUAGUAGCCCUAGGAGUUCUAAUCGAAGCAGUCUUGGGCAUUACAGUUUAGGACCACAUAGAGGAACACACCAAAAUGAUAGCAAACAUUCUUCUAAAGAACGUAGAAAAUCUGCAGGUGAUGAGAAUUUCCUAAGGAAUUUGCACCACGUUCGUACCCAUACAGAUUCCGGAAAACAACUCUCUGAUCUGGAAAUUCUCGAACAAGUAACAGUACUAAAUUUGGACACUGGAGAACGGGUGCCACUUAGUGUCGCUGAAGAUAAGUUACCCCAAUGCAUCAAUCCUCUAUCUCUGCAUAUAAUGAGAAUAACUUCAGAAUAUGUAAGCAGUUCUAGCAUGGAGAAAGAAAAGGAAUCGGACGAAGAGAGUGUAGGUAAAAAAUCGGAUAUACCAACUGUCGGAGAAAAUGAAAUUGAAGUAGGAGGUAUAAGACAAAAAACAGCAAAAUUAAAACGUUUCUUAGGUUCUACUGUUAAAAAAACAAUGCACAAAGCGAAAUCUAUAGCUCAAGAAGUCUCUCAUGCUAGACAUAAAGAAGACGCCAUUGAUAUAAUAGAUAAUGUGCAUCCUGGUGAACAAAGCUGUAAACUAAAGGCUGCCAAUUCGCAUAAAGGUCCUUAUGAGUUUGAAAAAGUAGAACAUGUUCAAGAACUGAAUGACGACCAACACGAAGGACCUAUUUGGUGCAUGAAAUUCUCCAGUUGCGGUAGAUUAUUGGCGACAGCUGGUCAAGAUAAAAUUUUAAGGAUAUGGGUUGUUAGAGAUGCUUAUCCUUUCUUUCAGGAUAUGCGAACCAAAUAUAAUGCAGAAAAAGUUUCCCCAACACCUUCUCAAGAAUCACUAGUAUCACAUCAUUCAGCCGAAAUGUCAAAUCAUGCAGCAUAUGAAGGAAUGACAGCAGAAGAGGCAAGCAAAUUAACAUUUAUGCCUAAACCGUUUUGCACAUACACCGGACAUACGUCGGAUUUGCUUGAUGUUUCUUGGUCUAAAAAUUAUUUUAUUCUCUCAUCUUCUAUGGACAAGACAGUCAGAUUAUGGCAUAUUUCCAGGAAGGAAUGUCUUUGUUGCUUCCAACAUAUCGAUUUUGUGACUGCUAUCGUGUUUCAUCCUAGAGACGAUAGGUACUUCCUGAGUGGUUCUUUGGACGGAAAGUUGAGAUUGUGGAACAUUCCAGAUAAAAAGGUUGCUGUAUGGAAUGAAGUAGAAGGUAACCCAAAAUUAAUAACUGCCGCAAACUUUUGCCAAAACGGAAAAUUUGCCGUCGUCGGCACAUAUGACGGUCGCUGUAUAUUUUAUAUCACAGAUCAACUGAAAUAUCACACUCAGAUACACGUACGUUCAUCUAGAGGCCGAAACGCCGUAGGAAGAAAAAUCAGUGGAAUAGAACCGAUGCCAGGUGAAGAUAAGAUUUUAGUUACUUCGAACGACAGUAGGAUUAGAUUGUAUGAUCUGAGGGACUUAAAUGUUUCUUGCAAAUACAAGGGAUAUGUUAAUAUGAGCAGUCAAAUUAAAGCUAGUUUCAGUCAUGAUGGAAAGUAUAUUGUUAGCGGAUCUGAAAAUAGAGAUAUUUAUAUUUGGAAAACGAAUCAUGAUUAUUCGAAAUUUUCGUCAGUUAGGAGAGAUAGAAACGAUUUUUGGGAAGCAAUUAAAGCCCAUAAUGCUACUGUUACCUGCGCCAUAUUCGGACCUAAUCCGGAGGUUAUAAUCAAAAUGUUGGAAGAGAGUCAAAGGAAAGCCAUAGAAGUAGAAAAUUGUGAUAAAAAGAUUGAGGAUCCGGUUGUUGAACAGCAUACCAAAGGUUGUGGAGGUUAUGUCUUAGUAUCGGCCGAUUUUAAUGGUUGUAUUAAGGUAUUUGUUAACAAAAUAAAGCCUAAGCACAGUUCGUUACCAGUUUCUGCAAUGGCAUAAUUGCGUUUAUAAUCCGAAAUUUUUAAAAAACAUUUCUAUCAAAGUAUAUUCGCAAAAUUGAUUUUAAUUUGUUAACUAUUGACUGUUAUUAAUAUUCACUUUUUUUGUGCUAAAUGGUGCUACUCAAAAUUCUAAUCAGGCGACAAAUAUUAUUUUCAUUAGUAUCAAUCAGAAAAAUGUAAAAAAAUUUAUGAACCACUAGAGGCUGAGUCAUUUAAACUACAAAUUGAUACCUGUGCUCUUUUUACUUUUCUAUAAAAAAUAUUUAAAAAUCCCGGAAUUUAAUAUGAUUUAUAGUAAUAACUUUUGAUGCCAUUAUUUACUUAUUUUUAUUUUAUUUUGAUAAAUGUUCUGAGAUGUCUAUUACUUUUGACAAUUGACAGUCGAUAGGCUAAUAAAUAUAUUCUAUAUGCGAUUGUACUUUGAAAUAGGCAUGGUUUGAUAUUGUGAAUAUUGUUUGUGGCCAUAAUAAAUUUAUCAUUGUUUUUUGGAAAAAUAUUUUUUAUUAAGACAUACAUGUAAGUUCGGUGCUUUUCAUUUUGUGCUUUUUGUUAAAUAUGUAGAUUUUUAUUGAACAAUUUUUUUUUUGAGAACAAAAAUAUAAGUAGUUUUAGUUGUAAAAUUUUAGAAAAAACUCCGAAUGAAACUCUUUAUUUUAAUACAUUAUAAUGGGAAAGGUAAAAGAACCGUUUACUUUAAAUUUCUAGAUUAAAUAACAAUUUAGUCCUAGAUCUACUUAAAUGUUUGAAAAUAUUUCUUAUUAGUUAUUAUAAAUCUCCCAGUGAACAGUAACAUCUAAUAUUGUAUAGAAGUGUAAAAUCGAGAAAUAGAACCUUUAUUUGAAAUGGUCCCGACAAAAAAUUGUGUCUUCCUUGAAAUAUUUCAAAAUAAAAUUUUUUUCUAAAAUUUUAGCAACCUGGAAUUUAAGAGUUAAUUCUAGAUUUCAUUAUUUUCUUUCAAUAAUCAUUUUAUAUUUUAUGCUUUUAAUUUUAAUUAUCAAAAAUAAAUGUACCUACCUAAUAUAUUUUUAAAUAAUUUAUAUUUUUAUUCCUAAAUGGUUUUUUAAUGAGGCUUGAACUAUUAGUUUUAUCAAUUGUUUUCGUUGUAAAUAAGUUUUGUUGUUAAGAAAUAAAUGAAC